AUGCCCGGGCCGCGCCCUGGCCGCCGGCGCUCUUUGUUUCCGCACGGGCGGUUGCCGACCGCGUGGAGGGAGGAGGUGCCCGUGGCCGAGACAGUCACAAAGGCGGGGCUUAGCGGCCCAUUCACCGCCUCCGCCCACAUCAUCCUCAUCUGGUCGGCGGCGGAGGAGCUCGAGGCCAAGCUCCUCGAGCGGAGGCUGCUGAAGGCGAGGGAGGUCGGGCAGAGUCCUCCUGACCGUCGCGACCACCAGGUUGAGGAGCUUCCCGACGAGGAGCCGCGGCUCAUCUUCCGGGUGCCAUCCAACCCGCUCGAAUACAAGGGCUCGUGGCAGGACCGUCCCAUCGGUCGCAAUCCGCUCGAUGGGAUCACGCUGUCCUACUACAACAACUCCAAGACGAUGCACAAUUCCAACAUUCUCCAGGCAGUCAUCCUGCGCGACCACGGCUUCGCGCGCGUGGAGCGUCCCGGCGCCGAGUGGAACAUCUUCUGGUGCGCCGGCCAGGUCGACCCGUGCGAGCUGCCUCUGAUGAAGCCGCACCAGAGGGUCAACAAGUUUCCAAAGGCAAACUGCCUGACGCUCAAGGCCAACCUGUGGACAAACUACCUGCGGAUGCGGCGCCGCUUCGGCGCCGACGCCUUCGACUUCAUGCCCACCACCUUCCUCCUCCCCCACCAGCUCAGCCAGCUCAGCGAGCACAUCCGCGCCAGCGGCGACGACGGCACCGACCCAAAGGCCGUCUGGAUCGUCAAGCCCGCAGCCGCGUACUGCGGGCGCGGCAUCAGCCUCCACCGCUCCGGCCCAGAGCUGCCCCAGCAGCUGCUGGGCGAGGGCCAGCGGGGCGUCGCCUCCCGCUACCUCGACCGCCCCUUCCUCCUGGACGGACUCAAGUCCGACAUCCGCAUCUACGUCCUCGUCACCAGCUGGCACCCGCUGACCGUGUACCAGUACGGCGAGGGGCUCGCCCGCUUCGCCACCGAGCCGUACACGCUCGACGACAUACAGGCGACCUGCUCCAACACCCCCCCCCGCCAGCCCCUCAGCCUGCAGCCCUCAGCCUUCAGCCCCUCAACUGGUGAGACAACACACCCCGGCCUCCAGGGCCGCUGCGCGCACCUAACAAACUACUCGCUCAACAAGCUCUCGGCCGGCUUCGUCAACGACGACUCCGAGGCCAGCGGCUCCAAGUGGUCCCUCGCAGCCUUCAAGCAGCGGCGCACGCCCGAGUGUCGCGGGGGGAGGGGGGAAGGGGCCGAGCGCAGCCUCCCGGGCGACACUCUACCUCCCUGUAGGCUGCUGCGCGAGGUCUUCGGCUUCGACGUGAUGCUCGACAGCGACGCAAAGCCAUGGCUGCUCGAGGCGAGUGCUGCAGCCGAGAUCUACCCGCGAUGCAGCACAGCCAUGCUGCUCUUCCCCUCGGAGCGCGGCGGCGACUACCUCGACUUCUUCGACGCGUCGCGCCGCAGGCUGCACGGCCUCCCGUACGAUGUGUGA
Emiliania huxleyi CCMP1516 is the source of this 1491-nucleotide messenger RNA. RefSeq lists its product as hypothetical. Gene Ontology annotation, biological process: microtubule cytoskeleton organization; protein polyglutamylation. Lineage: Eukaryota; Haptophyta; Isochrysidales; Noelaerhabdaceae. Gene Ontology annotation, cellular component: cilium. The transcript has 7 exons. Gene Ontology annotation, molecular function: tubulin-glutamic acid ligase activity; tubulin binding. Bases 1 to 1491 code for a protein of 496 amino acids. The record is from RefSeq and is a predicted model, not a curated record.